This is a messenger RNA of Cyclopterus lumpus (lumpfish), 1481 nucleotides long. RefSeq names its product crooked neck-like protein 1. The transcript is spliced from 3 exons. The record is from RefSeq and is a predicted model, not a curated record. NCBI's taxonomy places the organism in Eukaryota, Metazoa, Chordata, Actinopteri, Perciformes, Cyclopteridae. The coding region runs from base 337 to 891 and encodes 184 amino acids.
GGAUGUGGCUUCCUGUGUACUCCUUCCAGGUGUUCAGUCAGUUGCGGUCCGUGGUGGGCGGAGCCUCGGUGUCGCUUCACCUGGUCGAGGUGAGUCCGGUGCUGAGUCGUCUUCAGGCCCAGAAUCUGACCGGCAGCCGCAACCGGGAGGCGGACGGCGAGGACCAGCUGGUGUACCGCCGCGGGGAAACCGCCGCCGGGGUCCCGGUGUCCUGGUACCGCCGCCUGGAGGACGUCCCCUCAGGUCUGGAUCAGCUACGCCAAGUACGAGCUGUCCAUCAACAGCUCCGAGCGGCUGCAGAAGUGCCGGCAGAUCUUGGAGGAGGCCAACAAGGGCAUGAGGAACUGCGAGGAGAAGGAGGAGCGGCUGAUGCUGCUGGAGUCCUGGAGGGACUUUGAGAGGGAGUUCGGGUCCGAGAGCUCGAUGGAGAGGGUGAGGAAGCUGCUGCCGGACAAGGUGAAGAAGAGGAGGAAGCUGACGGCCGAGGACGGGUCGGACGCCGGCUGGGAGGAGUACUACGACUACAUCUUCCCAGAGGACGCCGCCAACCAGCCCAACCUCAAGCUGCUGGCCAUGGCCAAGAUGUGGAAGAGGCAGCAGAUGGUGGACGAGGACGGCGACGAGGACGGAGGAAACGAGGACAGAGGAGACGAGGACGGAGGAAACGAGGGCGAAGAAAACGGCGACGGGGGCGAGAAAAGUCCCGAGGAGGCCGAAGAGACGGACGAACCCGCCGCCGCUCCUGAGAACCGGCCGGAGAGAAACGCCGAGGAAACGGAGACGACGGGCGCCGAUCGGGACGACGAAGGCAGCAGCAGUGACAGUGAUGAUGGAGGGAAGAAAAAGGAGGAGGAGAAGGAGAGCAAGAGUGGAGAGGAAGAUAAAGAGUAGCUCUCCGCUCUGGAUCCAUUUUUCUACCCAUCUGUUCCUGUUUUCUUUUCUUUUUUACAAAAAGCAGCCGAUGAGUGUUUAUUGUACGACGUGUUUUCUGCAUUAUACAAACAUCAAUUUUUCAUAAUAAAACGUGAGAAUGUACAGGAAAUGAAACCGUGAUUGAUCCUCUUUGGGACCAACAGCUGGUCUGUCACAGCGUGACUAUGUACAACGUGAAUAGCCCGUGAUAUUAAAUAUGAUAAUAACGUUAUGAGGGUGCAGGGAGCCACGGCGACCGCUACUCGAUGUCCUCCGGUCUGACGGGGUGCGGCAGCGGGACGAUGGACUUCUUCUCCGUGUCUCUGGACAAAGCUUUCCUCAUGUCUGCAACCAGGAGACAACAAGGUCAGGGUUCCUUCUGGAGCAACAGCGCCCCCUUAUGGUGAAACAAGAGGCUUUAUAUUUACACUUAUGGGUCAGUUCAUCUAAAUACAUUUGAUUUAGUUUUCUUUCAUUUGUCCAUGUUUUGAGAUAUUUCUUCUGAAACUUUAAAUUCAAAGCUUUGAAAAUAAAAACGGGUCCUUUUGCAGAAGGAUUUAUUUAAUGUA